AUGGAGCAGUCUCGGGCAGGCAGAGGAACCUCAGGUCGACUGUUUCCUGUGAUCCUGUUUCUCCUGGCGUCCUGCUGUACUGCCUCUCAGCUUCCGCAGACUGCAGCCCCUAUAAAAGAUGGAAAGCCCUUCAUCGUGGUCUGGAAUGGGCCUCUUAAUCACUGCAGAGACGUCCCCUUGGAUAUGUCAGUCUUCCAAGCAGUGACUACACCAGCUCUAAAAGCAGAUCAGUUUCUUAGCCUGUUUUACAGAGCUCACAUGGGUUUGUGUCCUUAUGCAGACUACAAAACAGGGAAAGAGUACAACGGCGGGUUUCCACAGAUGGGUAACCUGAGGGCUUCCCUGGCCAAGUCCAGGGCUGAGGUGUCUGAGUAUAUCCCUGAGUCAUCACCCGGUCUGGGAGUCGUCGACUGGGAGGACUGGCGACCGCUUUAUGACAGAAACUGGGGAACCAAAAGAAUUUACCAAAAACUCUCAAUAGGUUAUGCCCAACAACACGACCCCUCUCUGACUCUAGAGCAGGCAGAGGUUGAAGCCAAGAAACAGUUUGAAAGUGCAGCCAGAAGUUUUAUGGAAGGGACGGUGAAGCUAGCCAUUAGUGAGCGACCAGAGUACCUUUGGGGUUUCUACUUGUUUCCAAACUGUUACAACUAUGGCGCAGAUGAACCAGGUUACACCGGGGAGUGUCCAGAAAUAGCACAGCAACGGAACGAUGAGCUCCUGUGGCUGUGGGAGGCCAGCACAGCUCUCUUCCCCUCAGCCUACCUGUCGACGGCCCUCAGCGGAGACCACAGCGCUGCUCUGUUUGUCCGUAACCAAGUGCAAGAGGCCCUGCGUGUGUCAGCUCUCCCUAAGCGCCCCUACACAGCACCAGUCUACCUCUACGCUCGGCCACUCUUCCGGGACCAAAAUCAGAUCUACCUCAAAGAGAUAGAUCUGGUGCGGAGCAUAGGGGAAAGUGCAGCUCUCGGAGCCUCUGGGGCCGUGAUGUGGGGGGCCAGCGCCGACUAUGAAGACCAGGCUUCGUGUGAGAAUCUCUCAGACUAUCUGCUCUCCACCCUUAACCCGUACAUCGCCAACGUCACCGCCGCCGCCCAGAUCUGCAGUGACUUCCUGUGCCAAGGAAAUGGCCGCUGUGUCCGUAGGCACUACAACACGGACACCUACCUGCAUUUGAACCCGGAGCACUUUCUCAUCCAGCGCUCCGUUGAGGGUUACAUGGUGACCGGUGUCCCCUCUGUCCAGGACUUCACAGACAUGUUCAAUGCCUUCACAUGCCAGUGCUAUGCUGGCAGGAGCUGCUCAGCCAGAGUGCCCUCUCAGUCUCCCCACACCCCGCUGGUCAUACACAUCUAA
Clupea harengus (Atlantic herring) is the source of this 1356-nucleotide messenger RNA. RefSeq names its product hyaluronidase PH-20-like. Gene Ontology annotation, biological process: carbohydrate metabolic process; hyaluronan catabolic process. Bases 1 to 1356 code for a protein of 451 amino acids. The transcript has 3 exons. The record is from RefSeq and is a predicted model, not a curated record. Gene Ontology annotation, cellular component: acrosomal vesicle. Gene Ontology annotation, molecular function: hyalurononglucosaminidase activity. NCBI's taxonomy places the organism in Eukaryota, Metazoa, Chordata, Actinopteri, Clupeiformes, Clupeidae.